AUGCCUUCCAAUUCGCCAUUUCCAGAUGUGAAAAUCCCAGAUGUCGACCUAUGGGGAUUCAUGUUUGAGCGGAAAGACAGGGACUUCUCAGAUGACAAAGUCAUUUACCGUGCAAUCAACUCUGAUCGAAAAUAUACAUUUGCCCAAGUAAAAGACCAGGCGAAAGUAUUCGGCGAGGGACUCCUGGAUCUCUGGGGUUGGCAGAAAGAUGACGUUUUGGCACUGUAUGUGCCAAACGAUGUCGAUGUCCCGCCAGUUAUAUACGGCACCUUUUAUGCAGGUGGAAUUGUUACGCCUGCAAAUCCAGGGUAUUCCAAAGAUGAAUUGGCCUACCAGCUGGAGAACUCUGGCGCCAAGGCACUCGUGACCACAAAAGCGUUUUUGACAACAGCGUUGGAGGCUGCAAACAAAGUCGGCAUCCCAAACGAUCGAGUCAUUUUGUUGGGACCUGAAAGAGAUGAUUCUUUUAAGCACAAGCACUGGUCCAGUAUUCGGAAGGCAUCCAUCUUAGAACGGUAUCGCAGAAGGAAAGCCAACCCCGAAGACCUGUCGUUCCUUGCCUACAGCUCUGGUACAACUGGGCUGCCAAAGGGCGUGAUGCUCAGCCAUCGAAACAUCAUCGCAGAUCUCCUUAUUCUAAAAGGGGGUGUAGGCCACUGGUACUCAUCAGCAGAAGACAAGUUCCUAGGCGUCCUCCCCUUCUUUCACAUCUACGGCCUUACUGGGCUCGUCCAUCAAACACUGCAGCGAGGCAUCGAGCUUGUCGUGAUGCCCACUUUCGACCUAAAGAUGUUCCUGGAAGCAAUCCAAGAGCACAAAAUCACAUUCAUAUACGUAGCACCCCCCGUCAUCGUGCGCCUAUCCAGAGACAUCAUAGUGACCCAGUACGACCUCUCAUCCCUAAAAAUGAUCACCAGCGGCGCUGCACCCCUCACAAAAGGCCUCGUCGACACCGUACACAAGCGACUGGGCCUGAAAAUCAACCAAGCAUACGGCUUGAGCGAAACAAGCCCCGUAACACACACUCAGCCCUGGGACGAAUGGUACACCUCAAUCGGCAGCGUAGGCAAGCUCCUCCCAAACAUGCAAGCAAAAUACAUUUCCGCCUCCGGUCUCGAACUCCCCCCCAACACCUCUACCCCGGGUGAACUCCACCUCCGCGGCCCCAACAUUUUCAAAGGCUACUGGAAAAACCCCUCGGCCACCGCCGCUGCCCUAACCCCCGACGGCUUCUUCAAAACAGGCGACAUCGGCUUCCAAGACGCUAACCACAACUUCUACAUUACAGACCGUGUCAAGGAAUUAAUCAAGUACAAGGGGUUUCAGGUCCCCCCUGCGGAGUUGGAGGGUAAGCUUAUGGAGAAUGAUUCGGUAGGGGAUGUUGCGGUGAUUGGGGUGGAGGAUCAGGAUAGGCAUACUGAGGUGCCGAGGGCGUAUGUAGUGCCUGCGGAGAACAUACGUGCGAGGGCUGGUCAGGACGAGGCGAGACAUAUUGUCAAGUGGAUGGAAGAGAGGGUUGCGGGACAUAAGUGGUUGAGGGGGGGAGUUGUGUUUGUAGAGGAGAUUCCUAAGAGUGCGAGUGGUAAGAUUUUGAGGAGGGUGUUGAAGGAGAGGUCUAAGCGGGAUGUAGCGUUGGGGGUUGACGAGAGGGCCAAGUUGUAG
Messenger RNA from Bipolaris victoriae FI3, 1662 nucleotides. RefSeq lists its product as hypothetical. The record is from RefSeq and is a predicted model, not a curated record. Bases 1 to 1662 code for a protein of 553 amino acids. Gene Ontology annotation, biological process: secondary metabolic process. Gene Ontology annotation, molecular function: CoA-ligase activity. Lineage: Eukaryota; Fungi; Ascomycota; Dothideomycetes; Pleosporales; Pleosporaceae. The transcript has 2 exons.